CUUCAACCUCAAUUUCCUCAACUGCGAAUUGAUCUGCUCGUCUUUACCUUUCCUUACGUCAAUAUCCACGCGAACAGAUCAAUUCCAUAUAUCAUAUACCAUAUACCAUACUCCAUAUUCAUCAUGGCGGAAGGAGGUGGUAUCGAUCGUCGCGCCGACGAGAAGAUGGAAUUUUCCACUUCAAAAGAGGUCACAGUGCACCCGACCUUUGAGUCCAUGUCAUUGAAGGAAAACCUCCUUCGUGGUAUCUACGCUUACGGUUACGAGUCUCCCUCUGCUGUUCAAUCUCGAGCCAUCGUCCAGAUCUGCAAGGGGCGCGACACCAUCGCCCAGGCGCAAUCUGGUACCGGAAAGACUGCUACCUUUUCGAUUUCCAUGCUUCAAGUUAUCGAUACUGCGAUCCGCGAGACCCAAGCCCUCGUCCUCUCCCCGACCCGCGAACUCGCCACUCAGAUCCAGUCUGUUGUGAUGGCCCUAGGAGACUACAUGAACGUCCAAUGUCACGCUUGUAUUGGUGGAACGAACGUCGGGGAGGAUAUCCGAAAGCUUGACUAUGGUCAGCAUAUCGUCUCUGGUACCCCCGGUCGCGUGGCGGACAUGAUUCGCCGCCGUCAUCUGCGAACCCGCCAGAUCAAGAUGCUCGUACUCGACGAGGCAGAUGAGUUGCUCAACCAAGGUUUUCGCGAGCAGAUCUACGACGUUUAUCGAUAUCUGCCCCCUGCGACCCAAGUUGUUGUCGUCUCGGCUACGCUCCCUUACGAUGUCCUAGACAUGACGACCAAGUUUAUGACCGACCCUGUCCGUAUUCUAGUUAAGCGUGACGAGUUGACGCUUGAAGGUCUCAAGCAGUACUUCAUCGCCGUCGAGAAGGAGGACUGGAAGUUCGACACGCUAUGCGAUCUUUACGACACUCUCACUAUUACUCAAGCCGUCAUCUUCUGCAACACCCGACGAAAGGUAGAUUGGCUGACCGACAAGAUGCGCGAGGCCAACUUUACUGUCAGUAGCAUGCAUGGAGACAUGCCCCAGAAGGAACGGGACAGUAUUAUGCAAGACUUUAGACAGGGCAACAGCAGAGUUUUAAUAUCGACAGAUGUUUGGGCUCGCGGUAUCGACGUCCAACAGGUCAGCUUAGUUAUCAAUUACGAUUUGCCCAGCAACCGAGAGAAUUACAUCCACCGUAUCGGUCGAAGCGGUCGUUUUGGCAGGAAGGGUGUCGCAAUUAACUUCGUCACGAGCGAAGAUGUUCGAAUCCUCAGAGAUAUCGAACUGUAUUACUCAACUCAAAUUGAUGAGAUGCCGAUGAACGUGGCGGAUCUCAUUACUUAAUUGGUCUAUGCUGAGUUGUUCUGAUCGGAACUGAUGCAGUCAUAUAGCAGCAAUUGAACGAGGUUAAGAGAGUGUCUUGGUCGUGGGAGGAAAUGGGCAUGUUGUCUAGAACGCCGUAUUUCGGUCAUUGCACCGUUCGCUGAAUCCGAUACUUUUUACAGACCCUGAGCUAUUACCCGAGUUACGAGAUCUGUCGAUCCUCUACAGAUAUGUGCGUAUGAAUAAUGAAAUGAAAUGGGUUUCGGCAACGAAACAUCAACGUACGACGGUUCAUAGUACAACCCGAGGCAAAGCUAACGUGGCUACUAACGUGUGCCUGACUUUAUUCAGGUUAGAUUCUUCAUGAUCUUAUGAAGCUCAUUUAUAUUCGACUAUAAACAAUCCCACGAUCAUCCAAUACAUCGAACGAUAUUAAAAAAAUCAUCAAGGAUGAAAUUCAUAAUUAUACUCAUAUCUGGUCUCUUAAGUAUAAAAGCCUCAAGAUAAUAUCGUAGGCUUUCAUAUAUUAAGCACGUAAGUCUAAUGCGGCUAUCUAGAAGACGGGUGAGUGGAGCAUGCUGGGCUAUAAGACUGAGUGCCAAUAGUGAAGGGUCGACUAUUAGUUACUUAA
This is a messenger RNA of Daldinia vernicosa, 1939 nucleotides long. Its product is annotated as DEAD-domain-containing protein. Gene Ontology annotation, molecular function: mRNA binding; ATP binding; RNA helicase activity. The transcript is spliced from 4 exons. NCBI's taxonomy places the organism in Eukaryota, Fungi, Ascomycota, Sordariomycetes, Xylariales, Hypoxylaceae. Gene Ontology annotation, cellular component: nucleolus; catalytic step 2 spliceosome. The record is from RefSeq and is a predicted model, not a curated record. Bases 124 to 1329 code for a protein of 401 amino acids.